AUGGCUUUACUCCACCUUUUGGCUUAUGCAGGAGGAUUAGCAGCAUUUCUAUUUGUAACACUUUCUUUAGCGAGUGGACUACUGUGGUUAGCAGAAUUGAUAGAAGAACAUUCGAAACAUGCUAAAUAUGUUGGCAUCCGGGCGAUAUACGUAAUAAUAACCCUUCAUGUCUUACUCUAUUUCACCGACUCCCUACCUAUCCUUCCGGUGCUAUUCAGUAUAGUAUGUCAUAUAGUAUACUUGCAGAACUUUUCGACAUCAUGGCCUUAUAUCUCAUUGACAUCACCCAAAUUCAUUCUAUCAUGUAUAUUGGUAGUCGCAGAUCAUUUCACUUGGUUUUUCCAUUUCGCCCAUCUAGCUCAAGAAGCCAAAAAAUUCAGAGGCCCAAAAUAUCGUUAUGGACAAAAUCGAAUUGCUCAGAGUGAUGGCUCACCAGCUUUUGGUGAUGUUGCUGCCUUUUUCGCAAUCUGCGUUUGGUUCGUUCCGUUAUUCUUAUUCUUGAGUUUAAGCGCAAACGAUAAUGCUUUACCUUCGUUUGAAUCUCUUGCAUCAGGACCUGCUUCGCCAUCCCGCAAUUCGGUGGAUCUUUCUUCACCAGGACCAGGAAGUUCAUCACCUACUCAUCGACAAAUACGAGCUAGAUCAUCUACUUCAUUGGUGAAAUCAGUAUUAAACCCAUUACUAUCAGUUUUACCUCGUGUUCGGAGUCGUGGAAGAAAGAAUGAUGAAGGAAUUAUUGCACCUCGUACACCAAUUAGGGGAUCACCAAUUCAUUCACCGGUCAUGAUGCCUUCGAAUCAAGGUUAUUUUCCUUGGGGUUCAGAUGAAUCAUCGUCUUCCGGAAAUACAUUGGGUACGCCAACAAACCUAAACCUAAACUUACCUUCAUCAUCUUCUUCAUCAUCAACAACGACAGCGUCUCCGGAUGGUAAUAAGCUCCGAUCAAAGACUCCACCUCCACCAAGAAGAGUUCAAUCUGAAAUUCAAAUAUCAAAAGGCUUCGUAAAUCCAAGAGGUAUAGCUACUAGGAAUGGUAGACCAGCAUUGAACCAAAAUGAUUUAGGUGAAAAUACCGAAAUCUUAGAAAGACCUAAAAAGUCAUCUCCUUUAGGUCAAAGUUCGGUAUCAUCUCCAAGUAUGAAUCUAGGUCCACAAGAUCAUAUAUUGAGUAAUCUACAUAGACGGAAAGCCGAUUAG
Messenger RNA from Kwoniella shivajii, 1197 nucleotides. RefSeq lists its product as uncharacterized. The record is from RefSeq and is a predicted model, not a curated record. Lineage: Eukaryota; Fungi; Basidiomycota; Tremellomycetes; Tremellales; Cryptococcaceae. Gene Ontology annotation, molecular function: COPII receptor activity. Gene Ontology annotation, biological process: endoplasmic reticulum to Golgi vesicle-mediated transport. Bases 1 to 1197 code for a protein of 398 amino acids. Gene Ontology annotation, cellular component: Golgi membrane; COPII-coated ER to Golgi transport vesicle; endoplasmic reticulum membrane. The transcript is spliced from 4 exons.